Molecule: messenger RNA, 2248 nt
Organism: Seriola aureovittata
Lineage: Eukaryota; Metazoa; Chordata; Actinopteri; Carangiformes; Carangidae
Gene: cdkl1
Product: cyclin dependent kinase like 1 (CDC2 related kinase)
Exons: 10
Coding region: 288-1340 (350 amino acids)
Biological process (GO): protein phosphorylation
Cellular component (GO): nucleus
Molecular function (GO): ATP binding; cyclin-dependent protein serine/threonine kinase activity
Source: RefSeq, a predicted model, not a curated record
UACUGCUUUACUGAAAGAAGUGACGUGUGCUGACUUUGUGUUUUAUUUUGAAAGGCAGGCCCGGAUGUCAGCGUGUACUCUGUCUUUAAAGCAGGACACGCUUGGAUCUGCAGGGACAGUUGAGCCGGGCUCGUCCACAUCACUGGUCGAUGUGUGUGGAAGAACAAACGCCUCUGUGUUUCUGCCUGAGAGACACCUGCGAACGUCUUCCCUGAAGGCAGCAGAGACGGUGCUGCCCUCUUGGAAAAGUGUUUUUACCCUCGGACGAGCUCCGCUCCCCGCUGAGGAUGGAGAAGUACGAGAAGAUUGGAAAGAUCGGAGAGGGCUCCUACGGCGUCGUCUUCAAGUGCAGAAACAAAGACACGGGGCAGAUUGUCGCCAUCAAGAAGUUUGUGGAGUCGGAGGACGAUCCCAUCAUCAAAAAGAUUGCACUGAGGGAGAUAAGGAUGCUCAAGCAACUGAAACACGCCAACCUGGUAAAUCUGAUCGAGGUUUUUCGACGUAAACGGAAACUUCACCUGGUGUUUGAGUACUGCGACCACACAGUCCUGAACGAGCUGGACCGACAUCCCAGAGGAGUCCCGGAGCACCUUGUAAAAAGCAUCACCUGGCAGACGCUCCAAGCCGUCAACUUCUGUCACAAACAGAACUGCAUCCACAGAGACGUCAAGCCGGAGAAUAUCCUCAUCACCAAACACCAAGUCAUCAAACUCUGUGACUUUGGCUUUGCCAGGAUUCUCACUGGUCCUUGUGACUACUACACAGACUACGUGGCCACUCGCUGGUAUCGGGCCCCUGAGCUGCUGGUGGGAGACACUCAGUACGGCCCUCCGGUGGACGUGUGGGCCAUCGGCUGUGUGUUCGCUGAGCUGAUGUCGGGGAUCCCUCUGUGGCCCGGGAAGUCCGACAUGGAUCAGCUGUACCUGAUCAGAAAGACUCUGGGAGACCUGAUCCCUCGACAUCAGCAGGUUUUCAGCAACAACCAGUUCUUCAGCGGAGUUUCAAUCCCGGAGCCACUAGAGAUGGAACCUUUGGAGCAGAAAUAUCCGAACCUCUCGCAUCAAGCUCUGAGUCUCAUGAAGGGUUGUCUGAGGAUGGACCCGUCUGAGCGGCUGACCUGCGAGCAGCUCCUCCAGCAUCCGUACUUCGACAGCCUGCGGGAAAAAAGCCUGUCUCGAGAGCAGGACCGCUCCGUCAACAAGAGGACGCGCUUACCUCGCAAACACCUUCCCCCUGGGUAUUUGCCACAGCUGACCGGCAGCAGCAUCUUCCCAUCUCUGGACAAUAAGAAGUACUACAACAACCUGCGCAAGUUCAACUAUCACCUGCCGAACAUCUAAACACACUGAUCUGAAUCUGACCCUGAACACAUCACCGUCAAGCAUCAACGUUUUCUGAAAAACCUCAGGAAACGCAGCAGCCUCUGGCAGCACCUUUAUUUCCUCAAAGCCUUCGAGAGGAUCCAACCACUUUUUAAAAUGUUCAGUUUUUCCACGUGAGGUGUGUCGGGUGCGUCUUGAUACCGAUGUCAGUCUAUGCACUAUUCCCAACAUAUCGACUCGGGACACGUUGGUUUAUGUACAUUGCCUAUUUCAAGCUGAUUGGGUUGUGUUUUUGUGUAGCUUUGUAAAGACGAGGAGCGACGUGUUGCUCCGCUCGUAGUCGCUGAGUGGACUGAAGGUAAAACUACGACGUACGUACUGCCUUGCCUGGUUUGCCAAAUGUAUUUUUUUAUUAUAUAUAUAUAUAUAUAUAUAUAUAUAUAUAAAUAUAAUGACAGACUCUGUAAGAGUGACAUGUUUUGGUAGUGAGUUUUAUGAUUGGUCCUAAGUUAUAACGUAGGACACAAACUUUGUCACAGAUAACGACUCAUGAGCAUUUCUGAAAAUAUUUAUUGACGUCAGGAGUGAAUACAGUCGUAAACAUUCCCUUAAACCACUUUUCACACGCAUUUAGCAGCGACAGCACGACGCUGUACUCGUUAUCUCUGGAACUUUGGUGCUAUGGAUGUUCUCAGCCAUCUGUCUGUCCUCAUAUUGUACAAAUGCCAAAUUAAUCUAAAGAGAAAUUAUUUUAAAGACUAUUGAAUCCUUGAUUCCUCAGCAUUUUCUCAAAUUCUUUCUCUCUGUGUACAUAUGGAGUCACUUUUAAUACUUUGAAUGUUGACAAUAUAAUAAAGUAAAGAAUAGUUCACUAUUAGGAAAAAAAAAAAAAAAUGGUGUCAACAAUAUAAAGUGCUUUAACUUUU